Messenger RNA from Micropterus dolomieu (smallmouth bass), 873 nucleotides. It is a transcript of the gene olig3, whose product is annotated as oligodendrocyte transcription factor 3. NCBI's taxonomy places the organism in Eukaryota, Metazoa, Chordata, Actinopteri, Centrarchiformes, Centrarchidae. The coding region runs from base 1 to 873 and encodes 290 amino acids. The transcript has a single exon. The record is from RefSeq and is a predicted model, not a curated record. Gene Ontology annotation, molecular function: protein dimerization activity.
AUGAAUUCAGACUCCAGCCCGAGCAGCAGAGCCUCUUCCCCGGACAUGGACGGCAUGUUUCUCCGAGACCAUCAUCCACAACACCAUCACCACCACCACCACGUCGGCUCCUCAGUGUCCUCUUCUACGCAGAGCGGUGAACAGCAGCGCCAGAAGAUAACCGGCGGCGAGCACCUGCGGUCUGGAGACGGAAAGUCAGCGUCCGUAGGAAGCAGCAGAGACAGCAACAAGUUCAAACUGAAGAAACAAAUCACGGAGGAGGAAAUGUACCACCUCCGUCUCAAGAUUAACGGCCGGGAGCGGAAGCGCAUGCACGACCUCAACCUGGCCAUGGACGGCCUGCGCGAGGUGAUGCCCUACGCGCACGGGCCCUCUGUGCGGAAGCUGUCCAAAAUCGCCACGCUGCUUCUCGCCAGGAACUACAUCCUGAUGCUCACCAGCUCCUUGGACGAGAUGAAGCGGCUGGUGGGGGAGAUUUACGGAGGGCAACACUCGGCUUUCCACUGCGGCACCGUGGCGCACGCAGCCGGGCCAGGGGGACACUCCGGGGGCCCCGCCGCGGCAGCCGCUGCCGCUGCCGCAGCCGCAGCCGCCGCACACCAGGUGCACCCUCUCCUCGGGAGCGCGCUGUCUUCCUCCACGACCUCCACUCUGUCGGGCGCGCUGCCAGGGCUCACGUCCAUCAGAGCACCCCACUCCCUGAUGAAGGGCUCCGCGGCUGCGCCCCCGGCCCUGCAGCUGGGCUCCGGUUUCCAGCACUGGGCCGGCCUGCCGUGUCCCUGCACCAUCUGCCAGGUGCCUCCUCCUCCACACAUCCCCAUCAGCUCCGCUGGCCUCACGAGACUCUCAGAGGGCAAGGACCUGAUGAAAUGA